GAGAGUAAUACGUUAUCCUUUCGCCUUCAAACCUACUGGACUGUAAUUACAUCCUUUCUGCUCGAGUUGAGACGGAUAACGGAAUGAGGGAGAUUUCUUGAGGAUCCUGUUUAUACUGCAGCGUGUUAAGUACACAGUUAGCGGACAUUCGAGAAGACAAAACCCUAUAGAUCCUGUAGAUCCUCCGCUCGAUCCUGUCGACCACGUGUUUCGUGUAAUCUUCGUGGUGUACGAGUGUUAUGACGAGGUGUAACGGAUGUGCGAAGCUUUCGGAGAUAACGGUGCAUUAAGUGUUUACCCUGGAGGAGGUAGCUAUCUCACGUUGUAAUAUACAUUGACGAUCUCGCACGAUCACACAUGUAGAGCACGUGUUAUCGUUUCAAACUUAUUACCCCUCCCCCCCCUUGGAAAAGCAAACCACGAAAGUACCCUUUCGCGAUCAUUUAGGGGAUACCGAUGAUUAUCCGGGAAUUAGCCGCGCAAUAAUACUUUCCAUGAAAUUAAUAGAUGCGAUUGUGAGAUAGUUUAGAUAAAAAAGGGUUUUAGUUACGUGUAAUAACGUGGCAUUCGAUGUAGGUAUUUUGAAAUUAUGCAGACUAUCGGCACGAUUAUGCGCGAUAUAUUGUUUAUGCUUAUGGUAUAGUAUCUCUAUGAUGAUUACAGAUAUGUCAACUACGAUAUGAUAAUAACGUUUCAGUUUUCAGUUUAAAGCGAUAACCCGUGUGUAGUUAAUUCUCAGGCACGAUUUCUCAUAACAUCGAACGUAAUUAUAAUUAACGCUUUCGCUACCGCUCUGUUUUUAGAAGAGUGAAACGUCACGAUAGGAUAAAAUUACUCUUCUUAAUAUAUAAUUUGUUCUUGAACUCGCGUUUAGAAGAAAUUAGUUUACGCUUCUUAUUAUAUAUAAUAUUUUUUAAUUGUCGCACCAUCUAAAAAUUGUUCUCCUAUUUCAUAUAUGGUUUAAUCAUUUAUGUUAAUCAUUUCUACAAUGUAUGGAAUAAUAUAAAUUAUCUUAAAUAGAAUAAAAAUAAUUCUUCUAUAUAAAAUCAAAAUAAGAGAAACUUACUGGUCCCUCUUUGUCAUCGAUACAAUAUGAUUUUAUUUUAAACUAUUGUUAUAUAUAUGAUGUUAUCAUGUCACGGACAAUCUGUCAAAUAAAUCUCAAUGUAUGCCAAUAGAUAUGUAACGUUUUGUAGCGAAAGUGUUAAUGUAAUUUCAUAAUUUUACAUAAUAAUCAUAUUUAGAAGAAAAAAUUUGCACAUGCGUUCUUGUAGAGAGAGAUGAAAUAAGUUAAUCUAUCAAUUGUGAGAGAGAAAGAGAGGGGUAAGGGGGGGGAGGAGAGAGAGAGAGAGACUAACUCAACUAUGUGUUUGUAUUAAGGCAAACAAACAAAUUUCUGUGCCAUUCAUUUGAUAAGUUAAUAAUGAAAUCAACCGUAUGUCGCACAAUAUUUUAUUUUCCCACGAAUUUUGCAUUGAACGACAAAGAAGAGCAUUACUUUCUUAAUGAGCAGCAGAAUGUGAUCAAAUAACUAAAAAAAUAAUUCUGAAUGUGUAACAAAAAAAAAUAAUGACUGAAGAAAUUAUAUAAUCAAUCAAUAUCAAAUGUUUAACAAGUGAAGCUGUCAUCAUUGAGAAUCUCUAAUCAGUGCGAAAGACGUAGUGACAUUAUUUGCGCGUGUUCUUUGAAAUUAUCAUGAAACUAAAAUAUUGCAAAUUGACUUCUUUGCGAACAAGAUACGUCGAAAGUGACUCGAUCGGGAAACGAGUGCAGCUAAGCAGUUCAGAGGUUAUUGUCACAGAUUAUGUGAAGACACUCUAAAAUCUACGAAAAAUGUGCUGGACGAAAUCCUAUUUAGACGGCAGCUUGAAAUCCAAAAGAAAUUCUGAUUAUAACUUCAUAAAAUAAUUACAACAGCAAAACAUAAGAAAAGAUAAUCGUGAUUAUGAUCACAACUAGAAUCCAUGUAAACGGACAAUCAUUAGCUCAAGAAGAUCCAAGUAUACGAAAUGCCUAGAAGCUCAAGUACUCAAGUACCAAUUUAUCCAAGUAGUUUAACAGAGCUUAUUUUUCGAGAGAUGCAUUCUCGUCUAAUUUCAUUAUUUUAGGCCUUAUCGACAAGUGGGCCACAAAACAAUCCAAAUAAAUUACCUUAGAUCCUACAAAUUCAAAACUUUGAGAUCUAAGAUAUUCCUCAGGCAAAACUGUAAUUUGAUCUUUGUAAAUGGAUCGAUCAUACAUCAGCCAUAUCAAGGAAGAAGCGGAAGAAGACGAGAAAGGAGCCAGACAACGGUAGCCAAUCGCAAAAAAAUCGCAAAAAAAAAUAUCAAUUCUUCAAGAUGGGAUUAAAUAAGACGUGGGACUCGAACAACACCGCAGAUAUAUUUCCCCUCGAUACCGGCCAACGAAACAGUGAAGACCACAAUGAGAUCGAGCAUGUCCUCGUGCUAACUUUUAUUAAAGCUUUCAUCAUGAUAUUCAUUAUACUCUGCGCUCUCUUCGGCAAUCUAUUGGUCAUCGUUUCGGUUAUGAGGCACCGGAAACUCCGUGUAAUCACCAAUUAUUUCGUGGUAUCGCUGGCUCUGGCGGACAUGCUAGUGGCGUUAUUCGCCAUGACUUUUAAUGCUUCCGUAGAAAUUUCCGGACGUUGGUUAUUCGGAUAUUUCAUGUGCGAUGUGUGGAACUCGCUGGACGUCUUCUUCAGCACCGUCAGCAUUCUCCACCUUUGCUGCAUCAGUGUCGACAGAUAUUACGCGAUCGUCCAACCAUUGGACUAUCCGUUAAUCAUGACGAAUGUGAGAUUGGGAACCAUGUUGAGCGUCGUAUGGUGUUCCCCAACUGUUAUGAGCUUCCUACCGAUUUUCGCGGGAUGGUAUACCACGAAGGAACAUCUCGAGUAUAGGAGAAGAUAUCCAGAUGUGUGUGAGUUCAAAGUCAACAAGUUCUACGCUGUCAUCAGUUCCAGUGUGAGUUUCUGGGUACCAGGAAUCAUCAUGAUCGCGAUGUAUUACAAAAUUUAUCGAGAGGCCGAUCGUCAGGAGCGUAUGCUGUACCGGAGUAAAGUUGCGGCCGCUCUCCUAAAUAAGCAUUUACAAAUAAAUGGAAUUUCGGCCGGUUUGACAUCUCUGCCGACUGUGGACCAAUCAUCACUCGAGCCGCAGCCGGAAGAACCACCGAUGACUAGCAGCAGUAAAAUGAAGAGAGAACGGAAGGCGGCCAGGACACUCGGCAUCAUUAUGUCAGCAUUUUUGGCCUGCUGGCUUCCUUUUUUUCUUUGGUACAUCAUUACAGCUCUGUGCGACUCGUGUGAGAGCGGCGACGUGGUGGUCGCGGCGGUGUUCUGGGUAGGCUAUUUCAACAGCGCCCUGAAUCCAUUGAUCUACGCGUACUUUAAUCGUGAGUUUCGCGCGGCCUUUCGCAAAACCCUCGAGAGCUGUUGCCGUGCGAUCGGGCCGGUACGCGAUCUGCGCCAGGUACAUCGCAAACAAGAUCUUGUGCACAGCAAUGCCUCAUCCGAGUUGCACGUCAACAAUCAGCUACGUAACAGCGAGAUGACCAACGUCCACAUCGAGGCGUGUAUUUAAACAUCGGGCGAUCCGGCGAGAUGAAAGUAACGACGGAAUUCUCAGGAGCACUUUCCGAGUAGAAAAUAAAAUAAGAAUUUAGAAUCGCGCGCGAAGCGGCAGGUAGGACAGAUAAGUCCAAAAAUCAGGUCGAUCAAAAAUUCGUUCUUUAUUUUUUCUAUACGAAAGUAAGUUUAAUAAUUUUAU
Molecule: messenger RNA, 3770 nt
Organism: Pogonomyrmex barbatus (red harvester ant)
Lineage: Eukaryota; Metazoa; Arthropoda; Insecta; Hymenoptera; Formicidae
Product: octopamine receptor beta-1R
Biological process (GO): positive regulation of MAPK cascade; adenylate cyclase-activating adrenergic receptor signaling pathway
Cellular component (GO): plasma membrane
Molecular function (GO): octopamine receptor activity
Source: RefSeq, a predicted model, not a curated record